This is a messenger RNA of Cladophialophora psammophila CBS 110553, 1284 nucleotides long. RefSeq lists its product as uncharacterized. Bases 1 to 1284 code for a protein of 427 amino acids. The record is from RefSeq and is a predicted model, not a curated record. NCBI's taxonomy places the organism in Eukaryota, Fungi, Ascomycota, Eurotiomycetes, Chaetothyriales, Herpotrichiellaceae. The transcript has a single exon.
AUGAACUCCCAUGACCCUAAGACGACGAUUUUCACAAAUGGUCAUCACAAGCCAGUUCACAAGUUCAAUGAUGCUCAUAAUCAGCUCGGAAACCCUUACAAGAUUCCUUCGCGAUCAAACUCGCUCCAUGGCCAUAGGGAGAUUGCCCAACGCUCUACCGACAGCCUUCCGCUGACCAAGUUUACGAAACCCUUCCAUGAGUCGCCCCUGCAUACCUCGAUAACGGAGGCCAUGCAAAUUGUGGAACGGAAGGUUAAGUCAGAACACAAUUCGCCGGUGCUUGGACCAGCAAGGCUAGGAGCAAAAUCCACGAUACAGGAUUUCAACAUACCUCAAUUCGAUCCACGCGCUUAUGCGUACUCUCCCUUUGGCACAGACACCCCGCCGACACAGUCGAACAGUCUACAAAACAGCCAAAACCCAAGCUUGCAAGAUCUAACGCUUCCAGAACGUUUCCCGGAGACCUGGUUCAUGACCUAUGAACAAGCUCAUGAGUACGAGCCUCCAGCAUGGGCAAGGCUCAACGAUGGCUCAUCGUCUGAUUGGACCAGUUUCAAUCUAGACGGUCAUAAUGGUCUUUACAGCUUGAACAAGGACAACUCGCCGUAUAUGUUGUCUCAGCAAGUUGCUUUCCAGGCUUCUGAGUUGACGAGCCAAAUUAAUAAAGUGGGAAUCACUUCCUCGAGCGAAGAGCCUUCAGAGGUCGAGGACCAGUCCCCUCCAUCCAAUGCCAACCAAUGGGGCAACGAGCGGGCCAUAGGUAAUGAUCGACAGACUAGUUUGGAAGCGUUCAACGAUUUCAGCAGUGCCGGCGGAGACGACGCCUCCGAUCGAUUCAGGUUGAGUUCAGCCUCGUCUUAUUUUGGGACGCCCCAAGCAAACAUGCUGGCCAAUGACAACCUCGGGAGUCUCGACAUCGACGAUUACUUGAAGCAGGCCGAAGCGGAGACGAAAAGAAUGCAAUUGCAACAUCAGUUGGCGCAGAUGCAGAUGAAUCCGCAAGAUUCCCAAACCCCGUCCCGGUUGUCGAGUGUGAGUAGAGGCAUGACACCUAGUAUCUCUACUCCAGGAAGCACGGGCAAUGGCGAGCAUCCAUACACUAUAAGUGAGGCACAAAGGUAUGCACAUCCUGAUGGAGUCUCGAAUAUUCCAACGGAGCAGCCUAGACUUGCCAUGCCACCGUCGUACAUGGCAGACGAUCCAGCGUGGUCGGCCGCGCCAGACAUGACCAAUCCCGAACUGAGUUUGAACGAUGAAAGAGAAGACGAGGACUGGGUUCGGUAG